AUGUUACUUCGUAUUUUAUUUCUUGUGUUUAUUUCAAUUGGUGGGACACAAGCAAGAUCAUGGAACAAGAAAGCUAAGCAUUCGCUUAAAACCAUUCAGACAAUAACUGGAGAUCUAUUUGACUGUGUUGAUAUGUACAAGCAACCAGCAUUUGACCACCCGCUGUUGAAAAAUCACACUCUUCAGUUAAAACCAAGUAAUCUUCCAAAAGGAAUGAAACUUACAAAAUCUGAACCAGCUUCUUUUUAUGGAUUCAAUGAUACUUGUCCUUUUGGCACUGUUCUUAUCCACCGUGCUCAAAAACAAGAUUUAAUUGACUCUCAGCUCUUGAAAAACCAAUUUAGAACACAAGCCAUAGAUAACCACAUAAUGGUGGAGGGAAGGCAUUAUGCAAUUAUGCAAGCUCUGAGCGGUCCAUUUUAUGGAGCGUACGCCAAAAUGACAACUCAUAAACUUCCAGAUCUACAACCUGAUCAAUCAUCAUCCAGCGCUAUAUAUCUUUAUGGUGAUACAGAUGUUCCAGGCAAUGAAGUCAAUGUGAUCCAAGUGGGUUGGCAUGUUUUACCCGCCUUGUACAAUUCUAGUUAUCCUCGAUUUUUUACUUUUUGGACAAGUGAUGGGUAUGGGGAAAAAGGAUGCUUGAAUUUGGAAUGCGCUGGUUUUGUUAGCACCACUAAUAUUUAUGGACCUGGAAGUUUUAUUUCUCAAUUUUCCACAUAUGGCGGUGAACAAAAAUAUCUACCCAUAUUAAUUGCUAGGGAUUCUAAUACAGGGAAUUGGUGGGUUACUUAUAAUGAUCAGUUACCUCUUGGGUAUUUUCCUAAGGAAUUACUUCCUAAGAUGGAUCACUAUGCAAGCGCUAUUCAAAUGGGUGGACGUGUUUACUCUCACUUGAAUGUCCCAAGCCCUCCGAUGGGUAGUGGUCAUCCAAUUAAAGAAGGACGUACUAAAACUGCUUCUUUCAUUCAAGUUCAAUUUGUGGAUCAGAUGAAUAACUUGUACGGUUUGAAUCCGGAUUUUAUUGAUCCUGAGGCUGAUAUCGAAGAUUAUUAUAGUGUAGGAGGUUAUCGUUAUGUUGAUGAUAAAGAUAAAUGUAUUUUUAAUUAUGGAGGAGCUGGAGGUUUCAAAAAGUGA
Messenger RNA from Zingiber officinale, 1134 nucleotides. RefSeq lists its product as uncharacterized. NCBI's taxonomy places the organism in Eukaryota, Viridiplantae, Streptophyta, Magnoliopsida, Zingiberales, Zingiberaceae. The record is from RefSeq and is a predicted model, not a curated record. Bases 1 to 1134 code for a protein of 377 amino acids. The transcript has 7 exons.